Molecule: messenger RNA, 2310 nt
Organism: Teleopsis dalmanni
Lineage: Eukaryota; Metazoa; Arthropoda; Insecta; Diptera; Diopsidae
Gene: dco
Product: discs overgrown protein kinase
Exons: 3
Coding region: 822-2075 (417 amino acids)
Biological process (GO): peptidyl-serine phosphorylation; endocytosis; signal transduction
Cellular component (GO): cytoplasm; nucleus
Molecular function (GO): protein serine/threonine kinase activity; ATP binding
Source: RefSeq, a predicted model, not a curated record
UAGUUUUGAAAUUCAAGUUAUAAAAACGUGAAAAUAAAAAUUAUCGUAUUAGUAAAACGUUUUGGAAAAAGAAUAAGGUAUAACCUAAAAAGAAUUGAAUUUGUCAACAUAUACGAGACUGACAGCAAAUACGCUAAAGUGAAUAGAGAAGAAGCAUAUAUAAUACAAUAUACAUACCUAUAAGCGCAAAAGAGACAAUUGGUAUGUUUACAUUUUAAACGAAUACAAAAGUAAUUUUGUCCGUCGUCGUGGUAGUCAAUUUAUAAAACCGAAAUCGUUGUCGUUGUCCAACGAGGCGACUUCGAAUAGAAAUUUUUGCAUUAAAAUUUUUCUUCGUGCGUUAAUCAUAAAAGUGUGUUUAACAAAACAAAUUUUAAUAUAUAUAUAUUUAUGAGAAAUAUAUAGUAAAGAAAUUCACAAAUGAUAUGAGAAUCUUAAAAAAAUUAUAUUUAGAAUCUAAGAAAAAUUGUGUGAAAAUGUUUUGACGCUGAUUUCUCGGGCGCAAACAAAGGAAAAUAAAACAUUUUUCUUUGGCUGCCUUGCCUCAGCUUAUUUUUUAUCAAACACAAUUUUGUGUCAAAAAAAAUAACAAAUGUUUAUAUAUAAUUAAAAACGGAGUUUUAUUGCACUGAAGUACGGAAUUUCAUAAAAGAAAUAAAUCAACUUUAUAAUUAAAUCAUAUACGCAUUGAAAUCAACUGGAAUAGAAAAAGUCAACAAACAACAAAUCGUUGUUAAAAAAUUUGAAGAUAAACCAAAUUUACUGGCAAAUUAAGAAGAAAGGAAAAAAGGAAGAAAGAAACGACGACAUACACACGAAAAAUGGAAUUGCGUGUAGGUAACAAAUAUCGAUUGGGCCGUAAAAUUGGGUCAGGUUCGUUUGGUGAUAUAUACUUGGGUACAACCAUUAAUACCGGUGAAGAAGUUGCUAUUAAAUUAGAAUGCAUACGUACCAAGCAUCCACAAUUGCAUAUCGAGUCCAAAUUCUACAAAACAAUGCAAGGUGGCAUUGGUAUACCACGUAUAAUCUGGUGUGGCUCUGAAGGUGAUUACAAUGUAAUGGUUAUGGAAUUGCUUGGUCCUUCUUUGGAAGAUUUGUUCAACUUUUGCUCACGCCACUUUUCAUUAAAAACUGUGCUACUGCUAGCUGAUCAGAUGAUAUCACGUAUUGACUAUAUACACUCACGUGAUUUUAUACAUCGUGACAUAAAACCUGAUAACUUUCUUAUGGGCUUGGGCAAGAAGGGCAAUCUCGUGUACAUCAUUGAUUUCGGUUUAGCGAAAAAGUUUCGUGAUGCGCGUUCAUUAAAGCACAUACCAUAUCGGGAAAAUAAAAAUCUCACCGGCACAGCACGCUAUGCAUCUAUAAAUACACAUUUGGGUAUCGAGCAAUCUCGACGUGACGAUCUGGAAUCGCUUGGUUAUGUGCUGAUGUAUUUUAAUUUAGGCGCUCUACCUUGGCAGGGUCUAAAAGCAGCCAAUAAACGUCAAAAAUAUGAGCGUAUAUCAGAAAAGAAGCUAUCCACAACGAUACUGUCAUUGUGUAAAGGUUUUCCAAGUGAAUUUGUGAAUUAUUUGAAUUUCUGCCGACAAAUGCAUUUUGAACAACGUCCUGAUUAUUGUUAUUUGCGUAAAUUAUUCCGCAAUCUAUUUCAUCGCCUUGGGUUCACAUAUGAUUAUGUAUUUGACUGGAAUUUACUUAAAUUCGGUGGACCACGCAAUCCUCAAGCAAUACAACAACAACAAGAUGGGGAUGGCCAACAACAAGAAGCAACUGCUGCCCAACAACAUCAACAUAGUUCGAAACAAUUGACCGGUGGUGUGGCAGCAGUGGGUGGCGUCCAAAUGAUGGGCUCCGGUGCUGGUCAAUCGAUGGUAAACUCCAAUGCAGCAAUUGUUGGCAGUAGCUCGCAGAUGGUGGUUGGUGGAAAUGGCGGUAUGACAAUGGACGAUUCAAUGGCUGCAACAAAUUCAUCGCGCCCACCUUAUGACACACCAGAAAGACGUCCUUCGGUGCGUAUGCGUCCCGGUGGACCUGGUGGCGGCGUUAUGAAUGACGUGCGAAAUGCAAAAUAAUAUUUUGUGGUGUAAUUUUUGUUUACGAAUACAAUAGUUUCUAUAUUUAAAAUUAGCAAGUCGGUCGUCGUCUUCAUGUAGUUUUUAAAUUGCUAGAUUUAUAAAUUUUAUAUUCUCAUUUCAUUUACAUAUAUCGUAACGUUAAUGUUAUUUUGUAUGUUAGCAAUAAAUACAUAAAAAAAACACAUUAACGUGCGUAGCGUUAUCAUCUCUUUGUCAUUAAUUAAUUAAUAUU